AUUAUAUAAUUUAGUCAGUAUAUUUUUCGGUAGAUCUCCAAGCCGUGCGUUAUUCGGUCAAUCACUCUAGUCUUUGAAAUAUAUUGGAUGUGACUCAUGCUUUGACUCAAUGAACUUCCUGUUUCUAAUUAGUAAUUUAGUCAUGAACCUGACGACAGACCAAGGUCGAACCUUGCAUCAUUGUUUAUUUUAUAGCACUUACCAAAUGAAAGAUAAGGAAUUUAUGUAUCAGAUAGAGUUCGGCCAUCUUCGCUGCGUGUCUAGUACCAAAUGAUGUACCGAAAGAAUAGAGAGAUCGUAAGUGGAGAGAUUGCCGGUGAUAAUUUACUUAACAAUGUCAUUGCCAACACUUGGGAGGAUAAUGGAAGACGUCAUAGAAGAGGACGAGGAAUGGAUCGCAGAAACACAAUCGCUGAGGCCGUCCACGUCUUAUGAACACGGGCUCCACCAUUUCCACCCUCGAAAGCAGAGCAGCACCGCCUUAGAACGUAAACUUCGCCACAACCGAGAACACCCGCCACACUCUCUUCCCCGUCUUAGCGUAGUGUUGCCAACUAGCAGCAACUCCAGCGUCGACAAUAUCCCAACACCGCCACCUCGACGACAACCGCUUUCCCAUGGCGAUGAAUCAAUGACAGUGGUGCUCUCAGCGUUUUAUGCUAAAUUAUUAAUAAUUUUAGGUGUAGCAUUCCCUGUGACCAGCACUAUACAAAAUGAGCUGUACACAAAUAUCACAUCAGAUGUUUUCGCGAUGUACUUAUAUGUGGUCAGCAUGUCUUUUCUUGCAUACAUAUUUUAUCAUCUUCGGAUAGCGAAAAAGGAUAAAAAAGAGAUUGAGAAGCGUACUCGCUAUGGAAGUUUCUACCUCCACAUAGGAGUGGCUGGAUUCGGCGUGGGGUCCAUCAUCUACUCCUGUCUUCAGUUCGGAGAGUACUUCGAUCUUUCCGGAGAUUGCCGAAUGGCUAUCGUGGCUGUUAAACCAGCGCUGAGAAUAUUGUUCAUGGUUGCACAGACUGUCUUCAUAUUUUCUUAUACCCAUAAAUUGGACCGAAUGAGAGGCGUGAUAUUAGACAGGUUUGGUUUGAUGCAUUUAAUCGCAACAAAUGUUUGUGAAUGGUUUAACGUCGUCAUACAAGAGACGAGAGACGACAUUGUGGAGGUUGCGUAUGAGAGACCCACACUCCUGCGCUACGCCAACAUUACUACUGGUCACAAAACUAUCAUCACUGAUGAAAGUGAUAACUUGACUUUCGUUGAAACCCAGUCUACCAGCCAGAAUACUUCAGCAGAUUUAAAUUGGAGUUGUAAUGUAUCCGAUGUUGUAACACCAUUGAUAAGAAGCGUGAAUCCUUAUCUGCGUAACUGCGGAGUUGAAUACAGCCUUCUCUGUUCCGUGAUAUUAAUGGUCAUAUGGAACGACUUGUGCACUGUCCCAGGAAUGAAAUCAGUCAAAAAAGUACCUCAAGCGAUCGUCAAGGAAACAAAGCAAUGUUGUGAGCGCGUGAAAUCCAGCAAGCAUUUCUCCGUAGACUGUGGCAGCGCACACAAGGGCUUGUUCGUGGGUAUUGCCAUUCUGGCAGGCACUAUCGUUAGUCUGAUGCUUUUCAAUGGGCUGUUCCAAAACAGCAAACACGAGGAACUGGCGUUGUUACAGAUAAACAUAUGGGAAACUAUUCUCUUUAUAAUGAUGACGCUUGGCUCUGGUGCGUGUUUGCAACGCAUGAGAAAAUUGCCUUUACGUCGCGCGGUGUCUUCUCUGCCUUUGGAACAUUCUUUGUUGCUGGUCACUCAGUUUGGAGUAUAUCUUUACUACUUGUUCCAAAUCAUCGGCGCUGGCUUUCUUAUACAUCGGUACCCGGAAGGAAGGAGGGCAACUAGAAUUCUGUCACCACUUUGUGCCAUCAUCCAGAGCUCCUGUCAAACGUUGCUUAUCUUGGAUUCCUGGUGCCGCAGGUGUGUGGAGGCCACCACCGUCCACCGACCUGGUCGGCAGCUAGUUACCUUCCUUUUAGUAGGCAACUUCGCACUUUGGUUACUUAAUAGAGUGAAAAAUGCCAGAGCGGAAUUCCAUCCUUUGCAGAUGGAAUUCUUCGGUGUUUGGGCUUGGACACUAAUCACUCAUGUAUCGGUGCCUCUUUUAGUUUGCUACAGAUUUCAAGCCACAGUUUGUUUUUAUGAAAUUUGGAAAAAUUCUUACAAAAGAAAAAAGUACAGUAAUGAUAUAAGUCUUGAAGAAAUUGAAUUAAAAAAUCACCAUGUUGCUUAUAAUGUAAGAGCACAGUAA
This is a messenger RNA of Amyelois transitella, 2284 nucleotides long. Its product is annotated as proton channel OtopLc. Gene Ontology annotation, biological process: proton transmembrane transport. Bases 335 to 2284 code for a protein of 649 amino acids. NCBI's taxonomy places the organism in Eukaryota, Metazoa, Arthropoda, Insecta, Lepidoptera, Pyralidae. The transcript has 12 exons. Gene Ontology annotation, cellular component: membrane. The record is from RefSeq and is a predicted model, not a curated record. Gene Ontology annotation, molecular function: proton channel activity.